Messenger RNA from Porites evermanni, 5127 nucleotides. The record is from the annotation of a GenBank genome assembly. NCBI's taxonomy places the organism in Eukaryota, Metazoa, Cnidaria, Anthozoa, Scleractinia, Poritidae.
UUUGAAGGCUGUCAAGCUAGUAAAAAUGAACAAGCACUGUUGAAGAAGAUAUUUCACCUAAAUUAUAACGUGAAUGAACGACCUGCUGUAAACGAUUCAGAUGCUGUGACGGUCAUUCUUGGUUUAACACUCAAUCAGAUUGUUGACGUGGUAGGUAUCAAAUAGGGACUAUUAAGGUGACUCGACCCAGUUUUUUUUAGGGGGGACCAUCCUACUUUGAAGCUCUCUGGUACCCCCACCUUUACUUUUAUCGUAAGUAUAACACAUAGAAUGGAUAACAUAUAGAUCAAUCUACAAUAUAACAUAAAAUUUUUGGCGAUCGGAGUAAAUGUCACGUGGUUAUAAUGCCACGCCCCUUUAAGGNACCCGGACUCUGAAUUUCAUGGUCAUUGAAAAACUGUGACAUUAUCUUCUAUAAGCCCAAACUUGAGUAAACAUUGAAGAUUUUUAGCGUUUUGGCUGAGUUUGUGCUUUGGGAGUUGUCUAUUGUUUCUAGUCUGUCAUUAUACAGCAUUCUUGUUCAGCACGCGUGCAAUGACCACGCUUGGCUGACUUCCGAAUGCUCACCGAGAUAUGAUAAUUUAGUAUAAGAAAAUAGAAGGGAUUCCCGUCACGAGUUGGUUUAAUUAUUGGCUUGCAUUAAACCUAUGAAAAAAUGAUAUUUUUUUAAUAGUAAGUAGAUUUAGUGUGUAGCACUUCUUGAUUUUUUUGCAAAGGCACAAGAAGCACGAGAAUUGAUUAAAAAUUGUGAGUUACACCUCUAUGUAUCACGCGAUGGCCUGUCUCACUGUACCAAAAUUAUCAUAUUCGGAAGUCAGCCAAGCGAGACAAAUCAAGAUUCGCGGAAACCCGGUUAUUAAAUCAAUAGGGGAGGCCAUUUCAUAGUUGCCUAGGCCUCUGUUAUUUUUAAAGCGAGGCUAAAAGCGAAGCCAUUGAUUUAAUUUAAUUUAAUUUCAAAAACUUAUAAGGCGCAAAUAUCUAUAUAAAUAUAUUCCAAUGCGCCAUAGGGAAAAAAAAACAAAAACAAAAACAAAACAAAACAAUAAUACUACUAAUAAUAAAAAUUAUGAAUAAUUAUGAUAGUAAAAAUGAUAAAAUAAGAUGAUAAUGUAGAUAUAGAAUAGAAAAACGAAUGGCUAAAAGUUAAAAAGAUAAAAUCUGUUAGCAAAAUCUUAAAAAUUAUAAGCUGAAAAAUAUUUAUAGUCUAGUAAGCUAAAAAUACAAUCUUAUAAUCUAAGUUGUACAAAAUGCUUUUUUAAAAAGGUGAGUCUUCAACUUUGUCUUAAAAGUGUCAACUGAAAUGGAUUCCCUAAUAAAUCUUGGCACAGCAUUCCAUAGCUUAGGUGCAGCAGACAGAAAGGCCCCUUCACCGAGAGUUGCCUUGGGCUUAACAUUCGGAUAACUAAGUAGGGUACUGUCGCUAGAACUAGAUUUGAGAAUGAUAUAUUAUUCUGAUGCAAAUAAAACUCAUUUUCACAAGAAAGAUUUUGCAUUUUGCCUCAUUUUGAAAGUGAGAGUUUUUGGAACUAGACAUCAAAUUUCUUGAGGCCUAGGUUCACAGCCUGUCUCCAAAGUGCGUGUUUAUAACAUUAUAAAAAAAUAGCCAAAGGUAAUUUUUGUUUUUCUUUUUGUAUUUUAGGAUGAAAAGAAUCAAAUUCUGACAACAAGCGCCUGGGUUAGACAAGUGAGUUCGCUAUACCAGCCCAUUUCACCUGCCUUUUGCACUAUUUUGUUUGAACCGACCGACAAUAGCUGUACGUGCCUCUCGACAUUGUAUCUACAUCAAAUUUGACUGAACCCUUAAUAGAGCCACAAAUGCGUUGGUAAAAGGUUGACAGAUGGAGUGUAAUGUAGUGGGUGGGCGAUACUUACAUGCAUAAGGAAGGUUCUAGAACUAAGUAUAGGAUUACUGAAAAAAUUGAAGUGAUAAAAAAAGAUAAAGAUGUGAAAAUGUCGUCUAACUUUAACUUUUUCGUAAAUCCUCAGAUAUGGUUUAAUCCUCUCUUAGCCUGGAACAGCAGUGAGUUUGGUGGAUUAAAAACUAUCAACGUGUCUCCAAAGAAAGUCUGGCUUCCAGACAUCGUUCUAUAUGAGAAGUAAGUGUACUUUAUCUAGACCAAAAUUGCCUUUUCGUUAAGAUUAUAGCUAGGCCAUUCGUUGUGGUAAAAACUGAUUUUUCAGUAAAAUGAAAUUAGGGCGGCCGUUUUACUUUGUUUUAUGAUUACAAAGUGAAGGAGAAUGGAAACGCUUUAAACUAAUUAUUAGCUUAUAUUCAUGGAAACUCGCGGAGGAGGCCUAAAAUUUACUAGAUGUCAACGUUGAUUUGGUACGGGAGAUUUGGUGCGACAUUUCAAUGAAAGUAUCCAGAAGAAUUUGACAUGAUUUUCCCCACGAUGAAAAGACAAUUUAAAAGAUGUUGUCAGCAAAAAAUGCUUCUGACUAGCUUCUGACUGCUUUCCUUCAGAGCAGUCAUCAAGAGUCGAGUAAGAGCGAUCUUUGAGGAUAAAAUAACGAAGAAUGGAGCAGGUUUAACCUUGCACACCCCUGGGAUGGACAAACUUUCACGGGAGGAUUGGAGGGGGGGGGGGGGUCGGGGGUCUGUCUGGUUCUUUUUUGAAGUUAAGAUUAAUAGCGAACGGUAAAUAAGCUAUCUUCACCUCGAUCUCUCCUUCACCCCUGGAAGAAACCGGUCGUUUCGAUACAAACUCGAGAGGUUAAACUUCACAAAAAGUUUCAUUCACUACAAGUAUAGUUUGCGUGUGAACAAGAAAAACAUUUUGGGUGAAUACUCUUCGUUCUUGUUUUGAAAUGACUUGUAUCGAAACAACCGGCAACGCUCCUGGAAUAUCUUCAAAAUUUGCCUCUCUUCUUUUUCACAGCGCUGACGAAGAUAUCAGUUUUGGCGGCAACUUAGACCGCUUAAACUUCCGAGUUGUACUGCAUCACACGGGAAAGAACGUUUGGCUUGCUCCGGUCACUUUCAAGAGCAAAUGUCGCAUCGACAUCAAGUAUUUCCCAUUUGACACGCAGUAUUGUAAAAUGAAGUUCGGUUCGUGGACUUACGACGGCUAUCGUCUCGAUAUAUUGAACGAGAGCCACUCCGCUGACCUGGGAAAUUACAUCGAGAGCGCCGAGUGGGAUUUGGUCGGUGUGCCGUCGGUGCGAAACGUGUUGAAGUAUUUUUGUUGCGAGGAACCGUUCCCGGAUGUAACAUUUACCCUUAUCAUUCGGAGGCGCUCUCUUUUUUAUAUGAUGAACUUGAUAUUACCGCUGGUCAUCAUCACCGUGUUGAUUAACGUGUCUUUUAUACUCCCCGCAGAGUCAGGUAGGUGUUUUUUGAUGCACAUGUGCAGUACUGACUUCGCUCUUUAAUAAUUUAAUCGCCAGGAGCCCAUAACCCGGAGCGAGCAACUUCCUUUGGACUCGUGUCACAGCAUUUUCACGGACCAGUUUAUUUUUAGAACGGUUUUGGCGCGAAUUUUGAAUAUCUUUUAAAUUUCACAAACCAGUCAGCAAAACAUACAGACCUAAAAAUGAUAUUUUUUGCCUUUUAAUAACGUCCAGUUUUCCUGUUUGAUAUCUUAUACUUCGAAUGCGCUCAAAGACAUAGUGGAAAUUCUAUUUUCGCAGGAAAAAGUGCCGUAAAAUGUGUCUUAAAAUAAACUGGUCUGUAAAAACGCCGUGACAUAGACCCAGUAUGGAAGUUGCUCGCUUCGAGCUAUGGGCUCCUGAAUCGCCAAGGGUCCGGACUCGGUAAACGCAUUCAAAUCAAGAUACAUGUCUGUAUUAUCUUGUAAUAAUACUAAGGAUAUAUGUCACCUGUCCUAAUUCUAGUUUUUAGACGAAGAACAAGUCAACCAAUAGUUUUUUGCUUGCGUCAUUUCCCUUUAGUGUACUGCAAAGCAGUGUAGUGUGUUUGUGUUGUACAUUGGCCACUGAUUGGCCAGUUUGGAAAUUGGGCCAAGUUAACUUUCGCAAGGGGUUCUGGGACUGUUACUAGCUGACCGGUGCGUCCUCAGUAACGAUCCCAGAAACAAUUGCGGCACGUAUCUCGGCUCCAGUCCCCUUCUCGUUUCUCGUGGCGACUAGAUUGCGCGCAGUCUUGAAAACAGAGGUCUGGAGGAGCUUGAAUACAGCGAGUGACACUUGCUGAAGAGCGGCGCUCAGUUCGCUGCAUCUUGCUGCAGCAAGAGAAAAUGAGCUAUUCUCUCUUGGCUGCAGCUACUCUACUUCGAAUUGUCCAAACUAAAGGCAAUCUAUCUUUUUUCAAAAUCAAGUUUGAUUGUUUUAAUCUACGUUUAAGAAUAGUCUCAAGUCUUAACCAAUCUUUUGCUUAACCAGUGGAAAAUGGCUCGUUAAAAAUUCACUUUUUCCUUGUUGUUCAUUGUUUUUUUUUUCUCAGGUGAACGUAUUUCCUUGACGAUAACAAUCCUUCUGGCCAUGACAGUGUUCAUGUUGGUGGUGGCAGAAACAAUUCCCCCAUCAUCGGAUGUAGUACCGCUUAUUGCCAAGUUCUAUAUGGCUGGGAUGGUCGAAAUGGCUGUCGGCCUUGUGUGGACUUGUUACAUCUUGAAAUACUAUCACUCGGAUGUCAUCGAGAUGCCGUAUUGGGUUCGGAAGUAUGUCCUCGGCUAUCUCGGAAAUUUCUUCGGAAUCAGUAUGGAGAACCUUAAACGAAUCCAGGAGCAUUCAAAAAUGCGCAAGGAUACUGGUCGGAAAGCCACGCUGGAAACGUCGUUGGAGCCAAUUCGAAAUGGCUCGAUAAAACUCAAGAAUAAGAUUCGUUUGAUUAACGGUCACAGCAAUAGCCCUUAUGACAGCCAUUACAGAAACACGGCUUCGAGUACAAACGGUUUUCUUGCAGCACCGUCUCUCAGCGCUUCGGAACUAUCGUUAAAUCACAUGGAAGGGUUCCAGGAUCCCGUACUUCAGCUGGGAGAAAGAAUUCUCGACCGAGUCGACACGCUUGUAGAAAACUCAGUCGUAGACGACAGACUGAACAAUCACAAAGAAGAAUGGCGUAUUGCUGCCAUGGUGAUGGACAAGCUUUCUUUAUGGGUGUUUGGGAUAGCCGUAUUGGUGACUGUAUUGGCGGUUUUCUUACAAGCCCCUGCGUAUGUCGCGUGA